Ilex paraguariensis (yerba mate) is the source of this 837-nucleotide messenger RNA. Lineage: Eukaryota; Viridiplantae; Streptophyta; Magnoliopsida; Aquifoliales; Aquifoliaceae. The record is from the annotation of a GenBank genome assembly.
AUGACUGCAUCCAGAAAUGGCAGAUUUAUGUCAACAGACUCUAAUAAAACCGAUGAGCGCUUCAAAGUUGAGGAAGCAGAGACAGUUAAUAUGGCCCCACCUCCAACAGAGAAGUUGCUUGUGCUGGGUGGAAAUGGAUUUGUUGGCUCACAUGUUUGCAAAGAAGCUUUAGAUCGAGGUUUGUCUGUUGCUAGCCUUAGCAGAUCUGGUAGGUCGUCCAUACAAGAAUCUUGGGCCGGGAGCAUGGCUUGGCAUCAAGGAAAUUUGCUUUCAGAUAAUUCAUGGAAGGAAGCAUUCAAAGGAGUUUCUUCUGUUAUACUGGUUCAUAAUUCUUACUUUUUAAUUCGAUGUCCACCACUGCAGAUUUCUUGUGUUGGUGGUUUUGGCUCUACCUCAUACAUGUAUAAGAUCAAUGGAACUGCCAACAUUAAUGCAAUUAGAGCUGCUGCAGAACAAGGAGUAAAAAGAUUUGUUUACAUCUCAGCUGCUGACUUUGGUGUGGCAAAUUACCUUCUUCAAGGAUACUACGAGGGCAAGAGAGCUGCUGAAACAGAGCUACUAACCAAGUAUCCAUAUGGAGGAAUAAUUUUGAGGCCUGGAUUUAUUCAUGGAACUCGUCGUGUGGGUAGCAUGAAGUUGCCUUUAAGCGUAAUUGGUUCUCCAUUGGAGAUGGUAAAUUAUGUACUUCGCAGGUUCUCCAACAUGCAAACCACUGACUCAGGUCCCUCUUGUUGGCCCACUAUUCACACUCCUGUAAAAGUUACUGCAGUGGCAAAGGUUGCAGUUAGAGCAGCAACCGAUCCCGUUUUUCCUCCGGGCAUCAUAGACGUCUAUGGA